CUUUCAUGGAGACUUUAGACUUAUCAAAGACUAUAUUUACCAAAAUUGGGAUUACUAAUGAGAUUUUACCAUUUUAUGGAUAUGCCGAGCAAUGCAGACAGCUGAUGACCCAGCUCAGAAGUGAGUCAAGGAAACUCUGGAACGAUGAUAUUGAGAAAUGGUUUAAGAACCUGUCCCAGGUCAAAAGGGAAAUUCAUGUUGAUAAUAAAGAAGUGCUUGAGUAUCUUGACCAGCAUUACAGAUACGCCAUGUUUAAAAUUGUACUGACGUUUAACAAGAUGAGUGAUGUUACAAGGUUUUAUGACUUCUUAGCAAAUUCUAAGGAGGGAAGUAUCUCAAAAGCGAAAUUUCUUGAAAUCACUCAGGUUAAUCUCCCAAAAUUCAAGAAGAAAUAUGUAAUGGAAGAGUUCAUCACAACUUUCCUCGAAUGCAUCGGUAAGGUCUACCUAAAAUCCUCCUAUCACCUCUAAAACUCCCUAUCCUUCAACCUAACUUUCCUUGUAGGCCAAAGCCACUUAUCCAGCUCCCUAAUCCAGGAGGACUGGUUGACGACCAAAAUCCUGAAGCUUCCUUCUCUGUUCAGGUUUCAGGAAGAAGCUUUUACUAUUAAUUAAGCAAGAAGAGGAAGACCUGAUCUGUAUUGAUAGCAGGAUUACUCAGAUGCCUACUGGGUUUAAUGAAAAACCUGAUAAGAAGGAGAUCUUAUCGAUGCAGUAUACGAAUGUGUGUUAUAUCACUCUUGAGGAAAACUGUAUAAAUGAUUUUAAGAAAAUUCCUCCUCUUGGUGAAGAUCAGAAUAGGAAUCUAAAGCUUGUUGAAAUUAUUUUCCCAUCAAAUAGUGAAAAUAGGGCUCCAGAGUCAGGCCUCAUUGAAGUAAUAGAAUCAGUCAACUCCAAAAUGCCCCACCUACCCCACCUCCACUUCUCCUGCGCCACUAUCAACUUGGUUCCUAUCCAAACCCUUAUUCUUCUCAAACAGUUCAAAUC
This is a messenger RNA of Moneuplotes crassus, 986 nucleotides long. The record is from the annotation of a GenBank genome assembly. Lineage: Eukaryota; Ciliophora; Spirotrichea; Euplotida; Euplotidae.